Messenger RNA from Lolium perenne, 2017 nucleotides. RefSeq lists its product as uncharacterized. The record is from RefSeq and is a predicted model, not a curated record. NCBI's taxonomy places the organism in Eukaryota, Viridiplantae, Streptophyta, Magnoliopsida, Poales, Poaceae.
UACCACGCUGGGGGGCCUCCACCGUCGGAGGACUCCGAGCUCCGGCCCAUGGCGUUGACGGCGCCGGCGACGACGCUGGACAUCGACGAGAUCGCCUUUUCCGACCUCUUCCUCCUCUCGCCAGAACCAUCGGGAACAGCGGACGCCGACGACGAUGGCCGCCGCCGCCGCCUCCUGGCCACCGUCUGGGCCGCGCUCGGGCGCGGGGGCACCGGGCUGUUGGCCGUCGCCGGCGUCCCGCGCGCGGCCGCCCUCCGCCGCCGCCUCCUCCCCCUGGCCCGCCGCCUCGCCCUCAUGGACCAAGCGUCCCGCGCCCACCUCCUCAAGAAGCACGGUGUGGGCAGCGACGUGCCUCUGAAGAAGCCCGACAGGUCCGUCUCUUCAUUCGCGCAGCUCCUAAGGCAUGAUUCAGGUAAGAAAUUCCACUCGCUCAAGUCUCUGAGCGAUGCCGCCGGAAGCAUCAACACCAGGACUGGUUGUCCGGAGGUGAAACCGGCAGGAGCCGAUGGAUUUGGGGAACACACGUGUGAUGAUGACAUUGAGAAUCUUGGUGAGCUCUUUAAGGAGCUGGGUUUGUGCAUGAUGGAGAUUGGUAUCUUGAUUGCACGGGCUUGUGAUGUUGUUAUCGGUGGGAAUCAGCUGGAGCAGAGCAUUACUGACUUCGGGAGCGCCAAGGCGAGGCUCAUACAUUACCACUCCGAGUUGGAUAACAGGAUCAUCAAGGAGAAGAGCGCAAACAGAAGAAACUUUUUCGUAAAUAAUGCAGCAGCAGCAGUAACGCCUGUAUCUGAUCACAUCGAUAUGUCGUGUCAUCAAAGGCCAGGACCAGGAGGAUAUGGAUCUCGCAUGACACGACAAGAUGGGCAAGCUGUGGUUAUGUCAGGAGAAGAAAAGGAGGGCAGGGAUAUCGCGGUGCAAGGACAGAGCAGCAAUAUUUCUCUUGUAAACUUAUGGCAAGAGUGGCACUACGAUUAUGGAUUGCUGACUGUCUUAACGGCACCAUUAUUCUUGCGCUCUGCCCUCGGACAGGAAUGUCCAGUCAGCGAAGAAUGCUCUCUUCCUGAUGGGCACACACACCUGCAGCUAUUCAAUAAAAGGAGGAUAUUCUCGGUGAGAUGCUCCCAGGAGAGCUUCAUUGUUCAGAUUGGGGAGGCAGCAGACAUCUUGUCAGGAGGGAAACUUAGAUCUACACUUCAUGCUGUGAGUAGACCUUUAGGCUUGCCAAACAUAAGCCGGGAGACUUUUGUAGUCUUCGUACAGCCUUCAUGGGACAAAACUCUACCUUCCUCAGGUUACUCUUCUGCCGAUGAAGAUGAUUCAAGUGAUCACUUGGAAUCUACCUCCAGGAGUGAUGGAUCAGCCGGGUCUUGUAGUGAACAUAUGUUGAUGCAAGACAUUUUGAUGAAAAUCCCCCCUCUGUCCUCAAGGUUGAAAGAAGGCAUGACAUUUGCAGAGUUUUCUAGGCAGACAACAAAACAGUACUAUGGUGGUGGUGGCAUCCAACAAAACAGUUAACCAGAAGAACUAAUGUGAUGAAAAUGCAUCUCAUAGAAACCCAAGUGAAGUAUUUAGCUGUGCACUGUCUAUGAUGGGAAUCUACUUGGCAACAUUACUCCAUGUUAUGGUUCAAGAAUACAACAUUGCUGCUGAUAUUGGAUCGGUAACCGAUUGGUGCAACUGAACCGCUGAGAUUGAUUGAUCAAGAUGAAUGGCACGGAGAUGACUGGCACCCUUGAAGCUGCACUGUGGGAAAUUGCAGCUAUUGAAGAUGCACAAUGGAAUCUGAAGAGAGUGUAGGGUCGUUCAUGGUUAAUGUUAAUAAGUAGUAGUUUUUCGACUGUAACUUAUAUGCUCCCUCUAGCCCAAAUUACUUGUUGUAGAUUUAGGCAAAAUGUUGCCUAAAAUCUGUCUAGGUUCAUUAAUAUGUGACAGCUAAUUUAGAUCGGAGGAAGUAAGAUGCUUUUAUCUCGUGGUUUGGCAUUGAGAACUUUUAUUGUGAAUGAUUUCUAUGCACGAA